AUGUCUAGUCACGGUGGAUGGAGGCAAACUGCCCAUGGGGGAGAUGCAGCUCAAGGCGGACGUGGUCGCACUGACAGUGCUGAGGCACCCCGUAAUUCGAGCCCCCUGGGCUUCGUUGCGACAACGGGCCUUGCAAUUGUUGAUGUCCCAGCUUCUCCUCCUUCCUCCGCUUCGGUCUCUUCUCUUGCGGAGUCAGACCCCGAAGACGCCGCCGCUCGCGCACUCCUUCCUCAGCCCCUUCCCGUGCAGCAUGGCGUGCCGUUAUUUGUGCGCGAACGCAUCGGCGGGGCGAUGGCAAUGACAGAGUCUCGCGACCCCCGCCUCAUCCAGAUGAGCAUGGGCUUCCCUAUUUCCGUGCACCCCAUCCGUAUCCCGAACACGCGUGGAAUGUGGUCGUCUGCAUCCAGCACGUCUGUCGUCGAUGUGAAUUUCGUGCGCCUUGCAGGCAUUCUCCACAGGAUGCUACCUCUGCGCCUAGUUGACGAUGUCCAGCUCUCGGGUGUUUUUGGCGGCAACAUGAAGGUGUACGGUCGCGUUGAUGUGAGCUUUGAUGCAUACGGCUUCGAGUUCAAUGUGCCUUGUUGGGUCACUGAUCUUGGAUUCCCGGUGGAGAUACUUCUCGGAAGUGAUUGGAUGGUCAACAACGGUGUAGAGAGUACGUGGAGUGGAGGGGGGCCGAUAAUCACGGGAGCAAAUGCGAAGCGUGUGCGAAAUAUUCAAGACGUGUACAUUACGGAAUGA
Messenger RNA from Sparassis crispa, 741 nucleotides. RefSeq lists its product as hypothetical. NCBI's taxonomy places the organism in Eukaryota, Fungi, Basidiomycota, Agaricomycetes, Polyporales, Sparassidaceae. The transcript has a single exon. Bases 1 to 741 code for a protein of 246 amino acids. The record is from RefSeq and is a predicted model, not a curated record.